AUGCCUACCCGAAGACCGCUGAAAAAAGGAAAGAAGGCGUGCACGGAGUGCCGCCAGCAAAAGGCAAAAUGCGAUGUCUACUUGGACCCAGAUCAGCCAUGUAACCGAUGCCGCAAGGUCAAGGCAAACUGCAUCAUUUCAGAUCCGUUCAAGAGAGAGCACAAGCGCAAGAGGCUCUCCGAGCUGGAACGGGAAUCGGAAGAUCUGCGACGCAAGCUUCGGGCAUCCCAACCAACAGAUCUUAGUCCCCACCCUUCGCCGAUCGCCCUCUUGACAGCGGCAGCGGAGAUGGGAGCGCAUUCGAGACCAGGGAGUAACUCCGUCUCUGUUUCCUCGAAUGCCCCACUCGAUGCAUACUCGCCGCACUUGUUGGCUCCAAAUGGCCUCACACAUAUGACCCCGGCACCGGCAUUGGACGGUGGUGGCACGACCAAGUCCCGGAGCUUGAACGGGGUACAGGUGCAAGGAGAGGAAAUUGAUGAUCUGUUUCGAUUAUUCUUCCAGCACUACGCGCAAUUCCUUCCCAUCUUGGACCCCCAAACUUCACCAAAUACAUAUUAUGCACAAUCACCCUUUCUAUUCUGGACAAUCAUCGGAGCAGCAUGUCGUUCAUACGCUCGAAAUCCUACGUUGUUGACGGCAUUGGCUCGAAGUGUGUUGGAAAUGGCAUUCCUCUCGGCUUUGUCCGUAUCGCCGCCCUGGCACACUAUCCAAGGACUUUUGCUCCUUUUGACAUGGCCUUUCCCAAAAGGAGCGGACCAUCCGGAUGUGGCUUUUCCAUUGUGUGGGAUAUUGCUCCAUAUCUCCAUGCAAAACGGGCUCCAUAUCCCCAUGUCGAGUCAUGAGUUUUCACGAGUCAAAAUCCCGGCGCCAUCCGAAGGUGAUCUGCUCCGUCGGUCGGAGCUGUGGGCGCACACAGUUAUUAUGUAUCAAAGGGUAUGCGUGCUCAAAGGACAGUUACCUCGGGCCCUAAUGAACCACGGCCAAGAUCCUACACAUAGACAGGUGCUGAUGGAUAAAAUUGCACCGUGGAUGGCUCUGAAAAUUCGCUGUCAAGAGGUGAUUGCAAAAUGCAGCGAAGCAGUCACCGAAAAUGGGCUGCGGUCGAUGUCUCUCGACCAAGAGCGAGCAUUGGAUAUCUUGCUUCGCACAUACGAAGGACAGGUAGAUGAUCUAGAACUACGUGCAGUGACUGAUGACGAGAGAUUUGACACUGGGCUAUGUCGAAUGGCUGUUCAGAGCUUCCAUUUCUUCAAGAACCAAACCCUCGUGUCCAGCGGAUGCUAUCCACGAAUUCUUGUCACCGCGUGCAGCUUGAUUGACUACGUUCAGGUGCUUUCCGAUCGAUUUGGGUUCCUGUCGAUGGCCCCUGUCCAUAUUUGCUUUGCGCUGCUCUUGGCUUCCACGUCCUUGCUACGGAUCUUAAAAAGCACCGUAGCCUCACAGGGUUUGGAGACUGGUCGUGCGCGAGCUGCUCUCUUUACAGCCAUCAAUCUGGCAAAACAAAUCUCCACUGACAGUGCCGACAUAGCUGCCAAGACGGUCAUGAUUCUCAGCUCGACUUGGAAUAGCAACAAAGCAUUCCGCCGCGCUGAUGGAUCGGAUUAUCCCGCCCUGCGCAUUCGCGGUCGACUAGUUCUCAGUCCCAUUCUCGACGCUGUUUGGUGGUGGCGGGAUGAAUUUGAUCCCCAAUCGCGGACUGUACGGUCGGUUAUAGAGCCUGCUAGCGGUGGUGGGUCAGAUCCCAACCAAAACUUCUCUGGCGGCAUGAUGGCGCCAUCCGGGAUGCUCACUGACCAGAGUGCAUUCCACCUGGAUGAGCAGUUCCUGGCGGAUUUUGAAUGGGCACUCGGGGACGAGGCAUUUUUCUCGCUGGAUCCAACACCCUCCACGUGGCCGACGACGAAUAAUCUACUAUAA
Messenger RNA from Penicillium cataractarum, 1920 nucleotides. RefSeq names its product putative C6 transcription factor (Leu3). Gene Ontology annotation, molecular function: DNA-binding transcription factor activity, RNA polymerase II-specific; zinc ion binding; transcription cis-regulatory region binding. Gene Ontology annotation, cellular component: nucleus. The transcript has 7 exons. Lineage: Eukaryota; Fungi; Ascomycota; Eurotiomycetes; Eurotiales; Aspergillaceae. The record is from RefSeq and is a predicted model, not a curated record. Bases 1 to 1920 code for a protein of 639 amino acids. Gene Ontology annotation, biological process: regulation of DNA-templated transcription.